CACCCACAUUCAAAACCUGUUUGUCUACCUGCAGUUGAAGCCUGUGCCGUGCUCAGCGAGCUCGCCGCGCUCACUCAGGUGACACAUAGUAAGAGCAAAGAGCAACUAUGUAAAUGUAGAGGAAUUGUUGAGAGUGACGCAGACGCUGCCAGGACGUACAGGACCAUCAAACCCUGAGCAACAAGUAAAGCUGUCUGAAGUGUGGUACACGUCAUCUCAGGAUGUCUGAAACCCACUCCAGCUUUCACCUCCUCAACCGAACGUGUAUGGUGGUGGCGCUGCUCUGCUUCCUCCACAUGUGCAUCGCCUUGGUCUUCUAUAUCAGGUCUAUAGACAUCAGGUUUACCUUUGUCCAGAACCAGCAGUCCAAUAAUGGGUCUGCAAGCUGGAUCGAUAAUAUCAGCAGCAAUGCCACCAACCAUAACCAGAUCGGCCUCAGCAUCCAGGACGACAAGCCGGUGGAAAUGAACAAAGAUCAGCCCAAAGAUCAGCAGGAUGAUCUGCAAGCAUCUCCAGUGCAUCCAGAGAAGGACAGUGGAGGUACAAUGUCCAAACAUCUGGAGAAAUGCCCUGAAACGUCUCCCCUGCUGGUUGGUCCUAUAUGGGUGGAGUUUAAUAUUCCAAUCAGUUUAGAGGAUAUCAAAAAGCAUAACCCCAAUGUGAUGAUGGGUGGACGUUACCGACCCAAAGACUGCAUGGCGCUGCAAAAGGUGGCCAUCAUCAUCCCCUUCCGUAAUCGUAAUGAACACCUGAAGUACUGGCUGCACUAUCUGCACCCCAUCCUGCAGCGGCAACAGCUGGACUACGGCAUCUUCAUCAUCAACCAGGAUGGAGACGGUGCCUUCAACCGAGCCAAACUGCUGAACAUCGGCUACGCAGAAGCACAGAAGCAGUAUGACUAUGACUGCUUCGUCUUCAGUGACGUCGAUAUCAUCCCCAUGGACGACCGCAACCUCUACCAGUGUUUUGGCCAGCCGCGCCAUAUGUCCGUGUUAAUCGACAAACUGGGCUUCAGGUUGCCAUAUCCUCAAAUUUUUGGUGGUGUUACAUCAAUGAAUAAGGAGCAGUUCCAGAUGGUAAAUGGCUAUUCCAACAACUAUUGGGGCUGGGGAGGAGAAGACGACGACCUCUACCAGAGGUUUACAUCAAAAGGCUUGACCUUGUCCAGACCAGCGAGCAACAUUGGGAAAUGUCGGAUGUUCAAACAUGACAGAGACAAAAACAACGAGCCAAAUGCAGAGAGAUUUAACCUUCUCAGAUACACCAAACAGAACAUGGUCAAAGACGGCCUCAACUCAUUGUCCUAUAAAGUCAUUAAAACAGAGGAAAAGGACCUAUUCACCAUUAUCACAGCGGAUGUGGAGAAUCCGAGAACAUCCACGUGAAAAGAAAAGAAAACAAAGCCACAUUUGGGGGGUUUUCUGGUGUGUAUAUAUAUAUAUAUAUAUAUAUAUAUAUAUAUACACACACACACAUAUACAUACAAGGUCUGUUAGAAAACUAUCAGACCUUUUUAUUUUUUCAAAAACCUGAUGGAUUUGA
Molecule: messenger RNA, 1542 nt
Organism: Thalassophryne amazonica
Lineage: Eukaryota; Metazoa; Chordata; Actinopteri; Batrachoidiformes; Batrachoididae
Product: beta-1,4-galactosyltransferase 1-like
Exons: 7
Coding region: 222-1385 (387 amino acids)
Biological process (GO): carbohydrate metabolic process; protein N-linked glycosylation
Molecular function (GO): cytoskeletal protein binding; beta-N-acetylglucosaminylglycopeptide beta-1,4-galactosyltransferase activity
Source: RefSeq, a predicted model, not a curated record